UAGCUCUAAGCUGCCACACUUUAAAUAUUUUUCUAUCCUGGUCCCAUAGGUUAGAGGUUAAGCAGGUUCAGGCUAAUCUUGCUUUGACCCAGCGUCACACACACGGGCAGUGGGUGCAGCCCUCUUCCCAGGCGUGCUCUUGUGCAGGCUGUAGUGAAGCCCAUCCACACUAGAUGGCCCCAGGAGAAUGCAGAACUCCUUGGAAAGCACAACUGAAACCUGCUAUUUUGGAUUAAAAGAGAUCAAUAAAUUUGGUUACUCAAAAUCCCUUCUCAGAAACGCUUAGUUUUUCAAGAUGACUGAAAAGUAGUUGGCUCGUGUCUUAUGAGGGAAGCCAGAGAACAGCAUUGGAAGUUUGUAUUUAUACAAAACAGGUUGACUUCCAAGACACUCUUAUCAGAGAAACCCAUGGACUGGCCCCAGCUGUGUUGUUAUUUUCACUCCCAACGUGUAAGAACUGUGGGGAGGAGGAGUGAUUUCAGAGGAAAAAGGUGCCAUGCUUACGCUUCCAUGCUGUAACAUCCUGGGGAGCAGGUUUCACACUCACCCUGAGCAGAACACACCCUGCACAGCACUGUGGGCAGGGCUUGGGGGAGGAGGGACUGUGCAACGGGGCACUAAUGCAAAUCACAGCUGGGAGGUCUGGCCCUUGGUGUGGCUUUUGACCUUGAUAAAAGCCAUUAAAAUAUAGGAGACAGAGACAGACCCCAUUAAAUUAAAAAAAAAAAAAAAAAAAAGAAGAAGAAUUUGGCCUGGUUAAUUACUUGCAAGAGCUUGGCAAAAGAAGUGGUUUUGGCUCCAUCUUCAUAUUCCCAACCAAAUAAAUGUGUGUCAGAAUCCCCUCUGCUGGAGGAGGAAUGCCAGGAGUGGUGCUGGAGGUGGUUUUUAGCACUUGGACACAGGCUGAGAACCACACUACAUGUCUUCCUUAGGGUUGGGUCCCCAGCAGGAUUUAUUUCUGCGUCAAGGAAGAUUACAGCUGAUAGGAUUUGCUUCUUGGAGGCUGUUGGUGUGUUUGGUGCAAACCCCGCACAGUACUUUCUUAAAGGAGAAUAUGGACCUAGUCUGUCAUAUUUUUCUUCUUCUUCUGGCCUUCCACAAGAUAAACCCAUCUGUUUCAUCUUGCGUAACAGGAUGCUCUUGUUCUCAGGACGGCUUUGGAAGGAGUUUGCUCUGCAUGUCUGCACUGCUGAGGCAGAUCCCUGCAAACAUCCCUCAGGACAUCCGGAAAAUUAGAAUAGAAAAUUCUCACCUAACAGAAUUGCCUCGUGGGUCUUUUGAGAAUGUUAGUGCCUUGGAGUAUCUGUGGCUCAAUUUUAACAACAUCACAGUGAUGCACAUCAAGAGCCUGGAAUAUCUGCCAGCUCUGAAGGAGCUGCGCUUGCAAGGGAACAAAUUAAGUUCGGUGCCAUGGACAGCAUUUCAAGACACCCCGACUCUGAAAAUCCUGGAUCUGAAGCACAACCGGCUGGAUGUCCUUCCAGAACACGCGCUCCGCUAUCUGCCCAACCUGACCUACUUAGAUCUAUCCUCAAAUCAGCUUACCAUCAUAUCCAGGGAUGUCUUCUAUAACUGGCCCGUCUACCAGAGAAGCCAGAGGAUGGAGGGGCCGCUGGAAGCCAUUUCCAAUGCUGUCCUAGCCCUCCAUGACAACCCCUGGAUUUGUGACUGUCGCCUGCGGGGAUUUGUCCAGUUUAUCAAGUCCGUGGGCCCACCUAUUAUUCUGAUGAAUUCCUAUUUAACUUGCGCAGGCCCAAAAUUCAGGACAGGGAAGUUUUUUCAUGAAGUGGAGCUUAACAGCUGCAUGAAGCCCCUGACCUCAGCCCUUGACACCAACCUGACAGUCCCAGCAGGGUUAAACAUCACCCUGACCUGCUUUGUGCAAGCCAGCCCUUCCCCGGCUGUCUGGUGGACUUAUGCACUCAAACUUUUAAGGGCAUUUAAUGUGUCCACGGAGCCCGUCAGCGAGGACACCGUCCGCUCCGAGCUGCUGAUCCCGGCGGCGAGGCCAGCAGACGCAGGCAACUACACCUGCACGGCGGCGAAUUUCCUGGGCAACACCUCGGUGGCCAUCAACCUCCGCGUGGUGGCCCCGUGGGCUUCCACCACGCCCCGCGGCUGGGCGCCCGGCGGCCCCGCGGAGCCGGGCGCCCACGUGGAGGUGCGCAUCGCCAAGCAGACGGUGUACGGCAUCACCCUGGAGUGGUUCGCGGCGGCGGCGGCGGAGCCGGGGGAGACCUGGUACACGCUGCUGGUGGGCCGCUACGACGCCGCCCAGAAGGACACCAUCUACAUCGGGCCCGGCGUCAACACCUACUCGGUGACCGACCUGCUGCCCGCCACCAAGUACGAGGUGUGCGUGGCCGUGCGCAACCAGGCUCCCCGCAAGGGCCAGUGCGUGGUCUUCGUCACGGGCAGCGACGUCAGCCAGAUGGAGCAGCGCGAGAAGCUCAUCCACAUCGUGGUCAUCGUGUGCGCCAUGGUGCUGGCCGUGCCGGCCGGCAUGUACGCCUGCACGGCCGAGGCGCUGCCCGGCUGCCUGGCCCGCUGCCCCAGCGCCUGCCCGCGCCGCCGCCGCGGGAGCCCGGCGCACGCCGCGGGCAGCAAGGAGAGCACGCUGGACAGCCUGCCCGCCGGCAGCGAGGACGGGCUCUGCCGCCCCGACGGCGGCCGCGGCGCACGGCGGCCCCCGGAGCGCCAGGAGCCCGGCAAGGCCCGGCCGCCCCACAGGAACAGCGCCGACCUCUACUAGGCCAGCCCUGCCCGCCCUGAGGCCCGGCCGCUGCGGCGCCUCCCAGCCGCGGGCCGCAGCCGGUGCCGGUUCUGGAAGGGCUGCGAGGGCUCGGGUGCUUGCGCCAGGCUUGGGGAGCCCCGGGAAUGGAGGUGCCCGGGCUGUCCGGCCACGGGUGUGGCUGGAGCCGCGCCUCCGUAGCCCCGGGCUGUCCUUUCAGCACUGUCGUGGCGCAACGCACACCGACACACCGGGAAAACCAACACUGACAGAAAAACAAUCCCCGAACCAACAGUCGUGCUUGUGGCCAAAGGCCAGAAGUGUCCCCUCACUCACCCACACAGGUGUGUGUUUAUUUCUGUCCAGCGCCAGGUGCCGGCUUCUCCUGUGUGCCAGUCCUGGGAACAGACAGGGGAGCUGGGCACGGCCGUGCUCACAGCCCAGCAACAACAAAUGGUGGGGACGAUUGGGUCAACGUGAUGAAGAGAUUUUAUUUGAGUUGGAGAAAAAAAUAUUUUGACAAGAGGUGUUGGUUUUGGUUUUGGGGGUGGUUUGUGUUUUUUGUUUUUUUGUUCCUUACUCCUCCUUAAGGUUUACGCAGCCCUAAGAGAUUCACAGCCUUGGUUGUACCACAAACAGGAAAAGUGCAAGUGCUUGAAGCAGGCUGGUGGAACAAGUGGACAGGGACAGCAAAUAUAGUGGAGCAGGGGGUUGGGGGCUGAAGAUGGAAGCCAGGCACAUUCCCUAAAUGCAGACAGGUGCCUGCCUAUAUUGCUGUUCUGGAACCAAAGCUUGCCUCUUUGCUAGAGGCAAAAGAUGCAUGUAGUAAAAGUGACUGCUUCCCACUUGUGGAGCAGCUCAGUGCUGUGAUUCUCGGGGGUCUGAGGACAUGUGACUUAUUUUCUUUUCUUGACCUCAUGCUUUCCAGCACAACCAAAGCAUGUGGCCCAUAGACCCACAGCCCUUGUUGUAUGUGUUAUAGAUAGUUUCAAAAAGAAAAAUGUAGAGUAGACACCCCAGCUGUUUUGAGCUUCAUGCAGUGGUAGCUUGACUUUCUAAUUGUAUUUUGGUUUUUGGUGUGUGUUUUCCAUGCUGUCUCUCCUCAGGCCCUAUGAUUCCUCCCCCAGCACCUCCUUCUGCUAUCCUGUACUGCACAGCUUUUGAACAGAGCUCUGUUUUGUCACUGCUGACUCUCACUGUUAAUACUUCACAGGACUUCCUAGUCUUGUCUUUUAGUAUCAAAGCA
This is a messenger RNA of Prinia subflava (tawny-flanked prinia), 3977 nucleotides long. RefSeq names its product leucine rich repeat, Ig-like and transmembrane domains 2 (gene LRIT2). The record is from RefSeq and is a predicted model, not a curated record. The coding region runs from base 920 to 2752 and encodes 610 amino acids. Gene Ontology annotation, molecular function: protein binding. The transcript is spliced from 3 exons. Lineage: Eukaryota; Metazoa; Chordata; Aves; Passeriformes; Cisticolidae.